Molecule: messenger RNA, 2035 nt
Organism: Salvia miltiorrhiza (redroot sage)
Lineage: Eukaryota; Viridiplantae; Streptophyta; Magnoliopsida; Lamiales; Lamiaceae
Product: zinc finger CCCH domain-containing protein 13
Exons: 11
Coding region: 461-1801 (446 amino acids)
Molecular function (GO): metal ion binding
Source: RefSeq, a predicted model, not a curated record
AAUGGAUUAUGCUGGUUGGUUUAUCUUAAUGCUACUUUUGGUGUUGUUUUCUCGGCUGCUCUUGGUUAAUCGUUGUCCAUCUUGAAUCUGCUGUUUUAUAAGAGGGAUCAGAUAUAGGUCUUUGGAAUUGCUGCAGUUUGUAGAGGAUGUGGUAUUUUCUUGAUCUGACUUCUAUACGAAUGUCAAGGGCCAUCCAAAUUGCGGAUGCAUAUCCCAUUAUAUUCUGCACUGUGUAUGUUCUUGGAGAGAGUGGUAUUUUCUACAUAUGGUUUCUCAUUGAAAGAUACUGGGAAGGGAUCUAUUGGCUUUCUUGGCUGGUGACUGUAUACUGAUGAUGCCAAUGUAUUGCACAUGGAAGGAUAUAGUUAUUAAUAUUGUACAGGCAUGUGAAGAAUCUGCACCAUUGAUUUAUAUUAUUAUCACAGCUGGGCAGAGGAUUUCUAUAUUUUGAGUUGCUUCAAUGAUCCUUGAAGGAUUUUCAUUCUGUAAAAGCUCUUGGUAUAUCUUUAUCUAUCUUUACACAAAGAGCCUUUAUUUCUAUGGCUCAUAUGGAAUCUGCAAGAAGGCACUAAAACUUUUCAUUAUUAUGUUACUCAUUUGUUCUAGUAAUGGAAAGCAGGAGUUUCGGGGCGGUGGUGACUUGCGAGAAAGGCUCGACAGGAUCCGUUCUCCAUUGCGCAGCUCACCAGAUAGACGAGACGCCAAAGAAAGACACACCUCUCAUGGAGAUAGUCCUCGCUCUCUUGGGAAAAGGAUUGACAGAAAUACAAGAAAGAGAAGGCAUUUGGAUGGCCAUAGUGAUUACUCCGGCAGGAUGUCGGAUGGGACUGAAGAUCAAAUCAAAGAUAGAAGACUGGCAUCCUCUGAAGCCAAAAUGCAAAUUGAUGCGCAGCUGAGAGAAAUACACUCUGAAAUUAAGCUGCUGGAGGAUGACAAGCAACAGCUAGAGAUUUACCUAGAGGAUAAGGUUAAGGAAGCCGAUUCAUUAACUUUCAAAAUUCAUGAACUUGAGAUGCAACUUUCUAAAGAGAAAGAAGAGGGGAAAAGGUUCACUACAAAGAUAAAGAAGUUCAUUAAAGCACAUAACCGUCACUUGCGGUUACAAGACGAACUGAAGAGAUCACAGGCUCAGUUUCAGAAGUUGGGCGAGCAGCUUGACUCAGAUGUUGGAGAAGGGAACGACGAUGAUCCAAAAAUCAAAGCCUUGAGUGAUGACGUAAAUGGUGGUUUUACGAGCCCAUUGAAUGAGGGACAGCUGGAUUCUUCCCCACGCAGGAAGAGGUCACGUGUUUCCCUCGAAGCUCAGGAGGCAUCACAUCAAGUUGGGGGAAGAACUGAGGUGGGAAAAAUUAGGGUUGAAAAGCCUCUUCGAUCAUCCAGGAAUCACGAGCAUUUUAGCAAUAGCAAGAAACCAGAAGCAGAUGAUGAUAUGUAUAAUAGUCGUGGGCUGUCAGCAAAUGAAGAGAAGUCCAGGAGAGGCUCAUACCUGCCCGCUGAUACCGAUUCUACUGACAAGUACAAGGCAACGGAGACGGGCAUUAUACUGCCCUCAACUGGUAUAGCUGCAAAUGCAAGUGAUGAAGAUGUCGAGGUUGCUGAAACAGAUGAGAGGUUUCAUGUUGCUGUUGGUCACUCGAACGGAUCUAAUGGAUCGGAAGAUGCAUUCAAGACCUCCCGCUUACCAUUUCUGCCGCCCCCACCUCCUAUCCCUCAGAAUGCUUAUAUGCAGUACAAAGGCGAUGAUGAGACUGUCGAUGUCGACGGAGUAGAUGAGGAGACAGUCGAAGUGGAUAUCGUUUGAUUCUAUAUCCAUUGUAUGCAUUAUACCAAAUUUUGUAAGAUCUGGAGCUGUCACAUUUUCAAAUUCUUGUACAGAAAUUAGGGUGGCUGUUUUUAUCAUUUCCCAUUUCACCUAAUUCAAAGAUCUUUGAAAAUAUCAUGUCUUGUUGGUAUUCACUUUUUGUAACUUAUAUAAAUAGCUCAUUAAAUCUUCGUUUCUAUAUGUAGACAUUAUAGAAAUGGCAGUUAUCCAUAA